Molecule: messenger RNA, 6492 nt
Organism: Aethalodelphis obliquidens (Pacific white-sided dolphin)
Lineage: Eukaryota; Metazoa; Chordata; Mammalia; Artiodactyla; Delphinidae
Gene: CLCN4
Product: Cl-/H+ antiporter 4
Exons: 13
Coding region: 3707-5989 (760 amino acids)
Biological process (GO): chloride transport; transmembrane transport
Cellular component (GO): plasma membrane; Golgi apparatus; early endosome
Molecular function (GO): voltage-gated chloride channel activity
Source: RefSeq, a predicted model, not a curated record
UUUUAAAUUUUAUUAAUUUAAUUUAAACUUGAAUAGCAGCUUGUCGCUAGUGGCUACCAUAUUGAACCAGUGCAGUUUUACCCUGUAUUACUGUGUAAGGGGAAUAAUUAUGUCCAACUGGCCAGGGGUUACAUGCCCUGCUUGUCCCUGUGGGUGGGUUUAUGUGAGUUGACAAUGGUGUGCAAAUGAACUGGGCCACAUGGGGCUUUAUAUAUAGGUGUGUGCGUGUUAGAUUGUGAGUCUUUAUAACUUUUUCCACUUGGCUCAAAUAUGCUAGGUAUUUUGAUAAGUAUAUAUAGGGGUACACAUUUUUCCUUGCGUCUCAGGCUGCAGUAAGGCUCUGCAAAGCACUGCUUACUCUUUCCAGAGCCCUCACUUAAGCCUCAAAACGCCCCCAGGUGGUGGAUCCUUUUACUACCUCUACUGCUCCCCACUUUCUAGAAGGGAAAAUCGAGGCUUGCAGAAGCUUGACAAAUAGCGCAGACAAUAAUACUGUAAUGUGGUUGUUAUGUAAUACUUCAAGAUGGUGUCUGAGAACAUUUGAAGACAUUGUUGGUUCUGGUGUAACACUGUAUCCCAGAGACAGUUUUUUUUUUAAUUUUGUUUUGUUUUUUACCAUGUAGUGUGCUUCCAUGUCUACGAAAACUUCCCUUCCCUCUCUGUGUCCCAGUCACUGGGUUCCGCUCCCCAGAGAUAACCACCCUUUGCAGCUUCCUGUGCAUCAAUUCUGAAACAGUCUAUGAAGAUACAGGCAAUCAUACUUCCCACGUGCCAGCAGUACCACAUUUAAGGGAUUAUAAUGAAGCAGAGCUUCCAGCAUGUUAUACAAUGGUGAACUCUUUAAAAUGACUGGGAAGGUCCUGCCCUGGAGGUCCAGUGGUUAAGACUCUGCCCUUCCACUGCAGGGGGCCUGGGUUUGAUCCCUGGUCGGCCGGGGGAUUAAGAUCCCUCAUGCUGUGUGCCAAAAAAAAAGGCAAAAAAAAGCCUGGGAAAUGGAAGAUUUGGGUGAAUCAAAUUAUACUGUAUAAGCAGGGUUUCUCUGCUUCGGCACUAGUGAUAUUCUGGGCUGGAAACUUCUCUGUUGCAAGGCUGUCCUGGUCACUGUAGGUUGGUGAGCAGCACCCUGGGCCUUCACCCACCAGAUGCCAGGGGCCCCCCGCCCCGAGGUGUGGCAGCCAAAACUGUCCCUAGACAGUGUCCCAUGUACCAGCAGCAGAUAAGAGGAAAAAAAUGUAAAAGAUUCAAAGGGAUUAACAAGUAGAAGUCUGUGAAGAAAACAGAAGGCGCCAGUAUGGAGAAAUUAAAGCUCAAAGGUUAUUACAUAAGUGUUUGAAGAAUCUUUUCAGGAAGGAUCUUAACGGCUAUCUUUCAGUCUUCGCACAUAGCAGAAUAAGAAGUGAAUUUAAAUGGAAGAGAAAUUAAGGCUGGACCUACGGACGAUGAAACGGUAACAUCAGUUCUGAGCUGCCAUCUUCCUUCCUAAAGAUUUUUAUGAGCAGAAUAACCUAGGAUGAUUAGGAAUUGUUCUCUCCGGGCUUCGCGGUUAAGAUUUGAGAAUCUUCAAGGAAUGAAAUCUGCGUUAAAAAGUAGCAAAAUGUACAUAAUCCAUGAUCAUGUCUCCUACAGUGCUUUAAAAAAAAAAAGCAAUAGCUGUUUCUUGUUACAGAAGCAAUGCAUGUUAAUCGUAGAAAAAUUAGAAAAUGCAGCUAAGCUAAAAAGAAGAAAAUGAGAAAUACCCUUAAUCUCACUAUUGAGUGAAAUACUAAGGUCGAUACUUUAGUAAAUUUGCUUCCCAGUUGUUUUCUCUGUUCAAAGGUAUAUGCUUGCGAAGAUAUAAAUAUAUUAAACUGUAGGAGAAACUCUUCCCUUCUUCCCUUCUAGGUUUUUUGACUGGUCUAAUAAUUAAAUUGACAUAAAAUGGACGAACAGGAGAGAAACAAAUUUAAUUUCCUACGGUAGGGGAGCCCAUAGAAUUCUGAGACUCCAAGAAGUCACCAAAGCAGGCAGCUUUUAUACCUUCUAGACAAGGAAACCAUAAGUUUGUGAAAAAUUGGAGAAACAAAGGGGUUUGGGCUUGGGCUAGCAAAUUAGUGCAAGUAACAAGGUUUGUUUAUACCACCUUCCAGGUGGUGAAUUCCCUUUCUCCCUAAUAAGGAUGCCUUUUAUCCACCUGGUGGGGGGCAGGGUACCUUCACAUGCCUUUGGGGGGACCAAGGAAGGUCAGAGUGUCUUUUAUUUGCACAGGCUGUUUCUUAAGUACCUUUAAUUCAAAAUAAUCAGUAUGCCAAGUGGCCUAUUUUGGGGGUGGCAUCUUCUGCUUCCCUUCAACACCUACAUACAUUCGUCGGAUCAUUCAGCACAUAAUGCUUUGCAGCUUGCUUUUUCUCAUAUAAGACACCGUGAAUGUCCUUCCAUGUCGAAAAGUAUCUGUUACCAUAUCUGUUUUAAUUCUUGUGUUGUACCGAUGUCUUAUAAACUUAACCAAUCCUCUGUUUCUGGCCACUUAACUUGCUGCUGGUGCUUUGAGGUCAUAAAUAAUACUGCAGCAAUUCUUCCUUUCACGAUUCUUUCCGUUCCUUUCCUUUUUUCCUAAUGAGGCUAGUUCCUGGAGCAAAUGACAGCAAUAGCUGUCGGGGCCACUAUGUUUCAACCCGUGCACAUUUGCAAGGUUUUUGGUAGGAAUUGCUAAACAGCCCACCAGGAAGACUGUUCAAUUUACAUUCUUAUGGGGGGGUAAUCUUUUUUUUUAAGUCCUUGCCAAAAGGACAGUUUCAUGGGUGGAGGUGGAGGAUGUCGGAAGUGAUCUCAUUCUGUUGAAAACUGUGCGCCCCAGUUUUAUAGGCUUUUCCUUAAUUGCCUGUUUGCUAUAAUGUUCUUCACACUUGAACAAUCACCUGGAGAAGAAAAGGUGAAACCUACUGGCAAAAAAAUCGCCCCACGACGAGGAAGGUGCCUCUGCUUGAGUCAUUUCCGCCGAGCCGGAACACAGAGCAAGUCACUUCGGACCUCGGAGGGCAUUUUAUAGACCGCCCCGCGUCCCAGCUCCCGUCGAUUCUUGGAACUCCCACCACCGUAGUCCCGGCAGCCCAACCCCAGCGGGCAGCGCGUCCCGUGUCGGGGACGCGGGGGUUCUCUGUGCACCCGGAGGAACCGACUGUAUGAGGUUUGGAAGGGCCGGCCUCCAGAGCCGAGGUGACCCAGCCUGCCGGGCAGGGCUGAGUGGCUGGACGGAGCACGUGACGCUCGCAGCCUGGCUCUUGGCUCGGGUUAGUGGGGGCCCGCCCCGCGCGCCGAAGGCUGAAAUCGGCUUUUGCCUCCGGCAGGAAAAUGAGCUUGUCAGUUUCUUUCUCUAGCGGACCCUCAACCCACUGGAGCAGGGGAUUUCGGUAGCAUUUAAAUUUUAUGUCUCAGGAAUCUGAAAGCAAAAGUUGGUGGAAGGCUAGGCCAGCUGCCCACACCAAACACACCGCCCUGAAAGGAGGCCAGAGCGAGGCUUCCCGGCCACUCGCUCCUCGCCUACAGGGACUUCCAGGGUCUUCCCCCGCCCCCCUCCCCUCCUCGCCCCGAGGGCGUCACGUGGCGGCGUGGGCCCGCCUCCCGGUGACGUCAGCGCGCUCGCAGCCGUUGAGCCGAAGAAAGGAUGCUCUAGGAUGCGGUGCAGGUGGGCGACCGGCCUGCGCCAUGCGGCACUGCAGGUGUAAGUAGCAUGGUCAAUGCAGGAGCGAUGAGUGGCUCUGGAAACCUGAUGGAUUUCCUUGACGAGCCGUUCCCUGAUGUGGGGACGUAUGAGGACUUCCACACCAUCGACUGGCUGAGGGAGAAGUCACGGGACACCGACAGACACAGAAAGAUAACCAGCAAAAGCAAGGAGUCCAUAUGGGAGUUCAUCAAGAGCUUGCUGGACGCCUGGUCGGGAUGGGCGGUGAUGCUGCUCAUCGGCCUGCUGGCAGGCACCCUGGCCGGGGUCAUCGAUCUCGCCGUCGACUGGAUGACAGACCUGAAGGAGGGCAUCUGCCUGUCCGCCUUCUGGUACAGCCACGAGCAGUGCUGCUGGACUUCCAAUGAGACCACGUUUGAGGACAGGGACAAGUGUCCCCUGUGGCAGAAGUGGUCAGAGCUGCUGGUGAAACAGUCGGAGGGUGCCAGCGCUUACAUUUUGAAUUACCUAAUGUACAUCCUGUGGGCGUUGCUGUUUGCGUUUUUGGCCGUCUCCCUGGUACGAGUAUUUGCACCAUACGCCUGUGGCUCUGGUAUACCCGAGAUAAAGACCAUCUUGAGUGGCUUCAUCAUCAGGGGCUACUUGGGCAAGUGGACCCUGCUGAUCAAGACUGUCACCCUGGUGCUGGUGGUGUCCUCGGGCCUGAGCCUUGGCAAGGAAGGGCCGCUGGUGCACGUGGCAUGCUGCUGUGGCAACUUCUUCAGCAGCCUCUUCUCCAAGUACAGCAAGAACGAGGGCAAGAGGCGCGAGGUGCUGUCAGCUGCGGCCGCUGCUGGGGUCUCUGUCGCCUUUGGUGCUCCGAUCGGGGGUGUGCUUUUCAGUCUGGAAGAGGUCAGCUACUACUUUCCCUUAAAGACCUUGUGGCGGUCCUUUUUUGCGGCCCUGGUGGCAGCCUUCACGCUGCGAUCCAUCAAUCCCUUUGGGAACAGCCGCCUCGUCCUCUUCUACGUGGAGUAUCACACGCCCUGGUACAUGGCCGAGCUCUUCCCCUUCAUCCUGCUUGGGGUCUUCGGGGGCUUGUGGGGAACCCUCUUCAUCCGCUGCAACAUCGCCUGGUGCAGGAGGCGCAAAACCACCAAGCUGGGGAAGUACCCGGUGCUGGAGGUCAUCGCGGUGACCGCCAUCACGGCCAUCGUCGCCUACCCCAACCCCUACACGCGCCGCAGCACGAGCGAGCUCAUAUCCGAGCUCUUCAAUGACUGCGGGGCCCUCGAGUCCUCCCAGCUCUGUGACUACAUCAAUGACCCCAACAUGACGCGACCCGUGGACGACAUCCCCGACCGCCCGGCCGGGGUCGGGGUUUACACGGCCAUGUGGCAGCUGGCCCUGGCGCUGAUCUUCAAAAUCGUCAUUACCAUAUUUACCUUUGGCAUGAAGAUCCCGUCCGGUCUCUUCAUCCCCAGCAUGGCUGUGGGGGCCAUGGCAGGCAGGAUGGUGGGAAUUGGCGUGGAGCAACUGGCUUACCAUCACCACGACUGGAUCAUCUUUAGGAAUUGGUGCAGGCCCGGAGCAGACUGCGUCACCCCAGGGCUCUAUGCCAUGGUGGGAGCUGCCGCCUGCCUAGGUGGAGUUACCAGGAUGACGGUGUCAUUGGUGGUUAUCAUGUUUGAAUUGACGGGUGGUCUCGAGUACAUCGUGCCCCUGAUGGCAGCAGCCGUGACCAGCAAGUGGGUGGCUGAUGCCUUUGGGAAGGAAGGCAUCUACGAGGCCCACAUCCACUUAAAUGGGUACCCGUUCCUGGACGUGAAGGACGAGUUCACCCACCGCACGUUGGCCACCGACGUCAUGCGGCCAAGGCGGGGGGAGCCGCCGCUGUCCGUGCUCACCCAGGGCAGCAUGACCGUCGAGGACGUGGAGACGCUCAUCAAGGAGACCGACUACAACGGCUUCCCCGUGGUCGUCUCCAGGGACUCGGAGCGCCUCAUCGGGUUCGCCCAGAGGAGGGAGCUGAUUCCUGCCAUAAAGAACGCCAGACAGAGGCAGGAGGGCAUCGUGAGCGACUCGGUCAUGUACUUCACCGAGGAGCCCCCUGAGCUGCCAGCCAACAGCCCGCAGCCCCUGAAGCUGCGGCGCGUCCUGAACCUCAGCCCUUUCACCGUCACGGACCACACCCCCAUGGAGACGGUGGUGGACAUCUUCCGGAAGCUGGGGCUCCGCCAGUGCCUGGUGACGCGGAGCGGGAGACUUCUUGGCAUCAUCACGAAAAAGGAUGUUCUGAGACAUAUGGCCCAGAUGGCAAACCAGGACCCUGAAUCCAUCAUGUUUAAUUAGAAACAAGAUGGCAGUUUCUUUGAGAAAAAUACAACUGUGUCAUUUGAAAAGAAAUAAACAAACGAUAUGUCAUCCUAAUGAACGGUCAUGCACUGGGGGCAGCGGAAACAAAAGCUUUGUUUAAAAGGAAGGGAAGAAGAAUGAAACUUAGAAAAAAUACAUUGGCGAGUAGGCAUUUUAUAGCUUUAACCCCUUAUGAGUUUCAGGCUGUGUUAUGAGUUUAGUAACUACUGUGGGGGCCCGUGGGUGGGUGUAAAUGAUACGGUUUGUACAAGGACAUGGAACACAAUUGCUGAGUCAAGAAACAUUUGCCCCUCCUGUUGAAGGCUGGUGUUGGUGAAGCUUUGAGUCUGAAAGGCCAAGGGGUAUUGGCGUGUCAGCGUCCUUAUUUAUUGGUUCCUGAGGUUUGGCUGUUAUGUUACUGAAUCAGAUUAAAGAUAUUUGCACUUACUUUGUUGGAAAAGAAAAAUUAAAUGUGAACGUAGUGAAAGCUGCAAGUAUGC